Molecule: messenger RNA, 3277 nt
Organism: Spinacia oleracea (spinach)
Lineage: Eukaryota; Viridiplantae; Streptophyta; Magnoliopsida; Caryophyllales; Amaranthaceae
Product: ABC transporter G family member 1
Exons: 8
Coding region: 901-2796 (631 amino acids)
Cellular component (GO): membrane
Molecular function (GO): ABC-type transporter activity; ATP hydrolysis activity; ATP binding
Source: RefSeq, a predicted model, not a curated record
GGAUUCGAGGCAAGUCUUGGGUGGUUAGGUUCCAAUCCCCUCUCAAUUGCUGUUGUGGGGGAUCAAACACGGUUUCUCACUACCCAGUUCAGCCCCAAUCACCACUGAACCAACAAGUAAUUGGUGGCUGCAUUCCCAAUUUAAACCUAAGGGAUUUCAUGUGAGGGGAUGUGAUAGAUUGUAAAACCAAUAUCGAGGCUUCUAACCACCAACUUAAACUUUUUGGUUUAGUUGGUCCUUUGACAAUCUUUAUUCUUUAUCCUAAAUAAAAAUAAGGGUUUCUUUAAAAGCGAGUUCAAUUUUAUUAUUGUUUGAGUAUAUGGUAAAUGAGUUGUCAGCGGUCUUUUUAAAAAAAAUCAAAUUAAUUCAUUGACAAAAAGUCAUACGAUAUGCAUCUACAUAAAAAUUUGAAUCUAACAAAUACAUAACAAUCGAAUGAAAUAAAAACUUCCUUUGAACAUAGCUAUGAUCGGAGUAAUCCUUCAUACCACUUGUUAACGAUUACAUGUACACGAACAUAAUGGUUUGGAGACGCAAUCCUUUUUUCCAUUUAAUUUUUCUCCCCAAUUUCAAUUUGUCAAUUAAAUUAAAAGUAUAAAAUCCUAUAGGAUUUGAGUUCUACCGAUUUACAUAAAAGAAUUUGGCCUUUUGUGGUUGCAUAUGGAUUGAAGAAACAAAAAUGAGCAAAUAAGUCAAAAUGAAUCCACAUUUCCACAACCCACAUGCCAAACAUCAGAAGAACACUAACAUGUCUUGUAACAAACUACUACCAAUAUAUAUACAACCCAACUAGCCAUUACAAUCCUCACACUAUAAUCACACAAACAACUUCUCAUACUCCACUCAGAAAGUUGUCUAAGAUCCGCCACUGAUUGUAUACUGAAGCCGGAGAUCGAAGCAAUGGAGCUACCUACUACGAAGAUAAGUAAAGAUAAUGGUGUGUACUUAACAUGGGAAGAUUUGUGUGUGACGGUCUCACGUAGAGAAGCAGAAGCGACUACCAAAAAUAUACUACAAGAUGUAAGUGGUUAUGCUUGCCCUGGUCAGGUUUUGGCUAUCAUGGGUCCUUCUGGUUGUGGCAAGUCCACUCUACUCGACGCCUUAGCCGGGAGAUUGGACAUGAACACUAAACAAAGUGGACAAAUGCUCGUUAAUGGUCAAAGACAAGCCCUUGCUUAUGGCACAUUGGCUUAUGUAACACAAGAUGAUGCAUUGGUAACAACAUUAACAUUACAAGAAACAGUGUACUAUUCAAGCGAGCUUCAAUUACCAGAAUCAAUGUCAAAAUCAGACAAGAGAAAGAGGGCAGAUGAUUGCAUAAAGGAGAUGGGAUUACAAGGAGCAAUAAACACAAGGAUAGGAGGUUGGAGUAGUAAAGGCCUUAGUGGUGGUGAAAGACGAAGACUUAGUAUAUGCAUUGAGAUAUUAACUCAUCCUAAACUUCUAUUCUUAGAUGAACCAACAAGUGGACUUGAUAGUGCAGCUUCAUUCUAUGUUAUGAGUAGAAUUAUUGGUAAUCAAACGAGUAAAGGGAGGACUAUUAUUGCAUCUAUUCAUCAACCUAGUAGUCAAGUUUAUAGGUUGUUUGAUAAUCUUUGUCUUCUUUCUGAUGGUAGAACUGUCUACUUUGGCCCUGCUGCUGAUCAAGCAAAUCAGUUUUUUGCAGCCAAUGGUUACCCAUGCCCAUCACUUCAAAACCCUGCUGAUCAUUUCCUUGAAUUGAUAAACAAAGACUUUGAUGAGGACAUUGAACAAGGUAUAGUUGAAAGAAAAUCGACGGAGGAAAAUGUCAACAUCUUGUUGAACUCAUACAAGUCAUCUGAAAAUUACAAUAACGUUAGAGGAUUUAUUUCUACGAUAUGCAAACAGAAAGGUGAAAGAUUGGAGAGAAAGAAACAUGCUAGUUUCUUUACACAAUGUGAAGUUCUUACAAGAAGGUCCUUUGUAAACAUGUACCGUGACUUAGGUUACUAUUGGUUGCGAUUUUUGGUAUACCUUGUCUUGGCUUUUGGAUUAGGCACCAUCUUCUUCAAUCUUGGGAAUAAUUACAAUUCAAUUCAGGCUAAAGGUUGGUUGCUAAUGUUCGUGUCAUCAUUUUUAACUUUCAUGACCAUUGGAGGAUUUCCCUCCUUUAUCGAAGACAUGAAGGUGUUUAAACGAGAAAGAUUAAACGGGCAUUAUGGAACAACAUCCUUUGUUGUGGCAAACACACUAUCAUCAAUACCAUACUUACUUCUAGUUUCUCUAAUCCCAGGAGUAAUUACUUACUACUUACCAGGGCUUAAGAGAGAUUACAAUUGUUUCCUAUACUUCGCAAUGAUUCUAUUCGCAUGUAUGAUGUUAGUAGAGAGUAUGAUGAUGAUAGUUGCAAGUUUAGUCCCUAAUUACCUAAUGGGCAUAAUUACUGGUGCAGGGGUUCAAGGAUUAAUGAUAUUAGGGGCAGGAUUUUUUAGAUUACCAAGUGAUUUACCUAAUAUAUUUUGGAGAUACCCACUUUACUACAUUUCCUUCACUAAGUAUGCUUAUCAAGGGUUGUUUAAGAAUGAGUUUGAAGGAUUAGAGUUCCCUAACAGUCAAGGGAAAACUCCAAGUAUGAUAUCUGGUACUGUAAUCCUCAAGGACACGUGGCAGGUGGAAACUGGCUAUUCGAAGUGGGUUAAUCUUGUUAUAUUGCUUGGGAUGGUUGUUGUGUAUCGUUUAAUGUUCUUAAUCAUCAUUAAGGGUUUGGAGAAGCUUAAACCUGCUAUUAAAGCCUUGGUUAUGAGAGCGCCGAGGCAAGUGCAUGUUGCGACUUGAUUCUUGCUGAUGGGUGUUGUUAGAUUCGUUUCAAUGUUCUUAAUUAAUCAUCAUUAAGGAGAAGCUUAAUUAAUUAGCAGCUAUCAAAGCCUUGGCUAGUCAAGUGUUGGAAGUUGAUUCUUGCUGAUAGGAGCUUACUUUUUUUUUUUUUGGUUCUACUACGAGGAGUUCCCACCGCUUUUGACGAGUGGACUAUCUCUCGCGGAAGUUUGCGUGGGUACCUCGAUGGUAGGAGCUUAUUUAGCUCAACCUGUUCGAGUUGGUAAAUACUAAAUAUGUAUGCCAGAAUAGGCUAGUUAGCUAGGGUCGCAUUAAAUUACCCUUUAAAGAUUCUAAAACUCUAUGUAAUUUUCCUAAUAAAUUGAAGGGUUAUUGUUUUGUUACUACUAUGUUGUAUUUCUUCUUGUAAUCAAGAUCUUUUAUGAAUCAAAGAUUAAUUUGUAAACUUGUAUUCUAAACCAAGUUGAUAUGGAGUGUUCAA